UGCCACUUAGUCGUUCGCGAAAUUCGGACUACUUUAGAGGUGAUCUCGGGAGAAUGCGUCCAAUUGAUUUUGGGGGUCUCUGGACCCUUCUGCUGCUUAUCGGAAGUCUUCACACUGUGGUUGCCCAGUUGACAAAUGUCUGCCAGAAUCAGGAGGAUGGCACUAGACUUCCGUUGGCCACCCACUGUUCCCGAUUCGUGGUUUGCCAGAAGGGAGAGGUUUCCAUUAUCGGCAGCUGCCCUCGGGGACUCCACUUCAAUCGGGAGCUGAGUGAGUGCGACUUCCAGUGGAGAGCUAAUUGCUUGGGACUCUCCGCCUUUGCCGGAGUGGUUGAUCAGUGUACCUGCGAUUGCUGUGCUGAGGAGUGCCAGGAUCCCAUUGACGAUGUCGAUGAACCUACCACGGCGGUCACCGAGGACUGCGAUCCGGAUACCACCACUUCAGUCACGGAUCCCUCGGAUUCCACGGAGCCGACGGAUGAUACAACGGCUUUCGAUGACCCCAACAACUCAUCCAAUACCACGCCUUCGGGUCCAAGUGUGGUGCCCUCGUAUUGCAAAAGUUCUCGCACGGAUUGUGUAAAUCAGAAAACUGGCACCUAUAUAGAUAUGCCAGGGAUCUGCGUGAGGUUCAUACAAUGCAACAAUGGUUGUGCCGAGGAAUUGCAGUGUCCUUCCGGUCUGUACUUCAACACGGCGAUAGACGAUUGCGAUUACUGGUGGAAUGUGGACUGUACCCCCACCGCCGAUGGCUCCACUGAGAUCGAGGGACCAUCGGGCACCACCUGCUCCAGUCAGGGCGAAUGUGCUGGCAAGAGAGAUGGCUACAUGAUUGCGGACCCCAAUUCGAAUGGAUUCUUCGUCUGCCAAUGCCAGUGCCCCAUUGCGAUGCCCUGUUCCGAGGGUCUGAAGUUCAACGAGACUGCGCAAGUGUGUGAUUGGAUUAAGGACACUAGUUCUGCAGUUGUUUCCUCGGCGGUUCAAUGUUACGGUGACCUCGUCUACAACGCCACCUCGGACCAGUGCGACUAUCCUGAGAACUAUGUGCCCGCGGUGGUCUGCAAUACCACCAGCACCGUGUGCCAAAAUCAGCCGGAAGGAGAACUCUUUCCGGUGGAAGGCAAGUGCAACAUGUUCUACAAGUGUAACUUCAACUGCGCCGUCGAGCAGUAUUGUCCGAACAACUUGGUCUACAACCCAAAUACCGAGGAAUGCGAAUACCCACAGGACUAUGAUUGCCCGUGGGAGUAUACCCCGCCCUCUGGUCCAAAUGCAGGACCUUCGGGAAUCGCCUGCGAGAGUAAUGGCCGUUGCCUGGGACAACGUGAGGGUACCUACUUCAAGUCCACCACAAAUUGUGGCAACUACGUCGUCUGCCAGUGCGAAUGCGAGGUCGAGAUGGAGUGCGCCGAUGGCUUGUACUGGGACGAAAGCUUGCUGACCUGCAAUUAUAAGAAUCUAGUGACCUGCACUCUAUAAGUGACCGAUUGGCAAAUAAAGAAAGUGAUUA
This is a messenger RNA of Drosophila mauritiana, 1509 nucleotides long. RefSeq names its product chondroitin proteoglycan 2. Gene Ontology annotation, molecular function: chitin binding. The coding region runs from base 54 to 1478 and encodes 474 amino acids. Lineage: Eukaryota; Metazoa; Arthropoda; Insecta; Diptera; Drosophilidae. The transcript has 2 exons. Gene Ontology annotation, cellular component: extracellular region. The record is from RefSeq and is a predicted model, not a curated record.